Molecule: messenger RNA, 5017 nt
Organism: Cantharellus anzutake
Lineage: Eukaryota; Fungi; Basidiomycota; Agaricomycetes; Cantharellales; Hydnaceae
Product: Sec63-domain-containing protein
Exons: 26
Coding region: 93-4934 (1613 amino acids)
Molecular function (GO): ATP binding; nucleic acid binding
Source: RefSeq, a predicted model, not a curated record
CGAUCUUUCAACACGGCCGACAAUACACACGCGAUCUCGGAGGUGCCAUUAAACAAAUAGGCUGAUUCGACACUUGGGCGUGCCAUAGAGUGAUGUUUCGAUAUGAAAGUAAUUUGAAAUCCUUGGUCUCCUCGUCUGGCCACGAGGAAACGCGCGAUUGGAGCCAAAUUAUCAACUCUCUAGGCUCCGUGCUAAAUGAAUUAUCCAUCAAUGACUUUGAGCCGCGCAGCAUCCCGCCUAGUCUGCUCGAACAAUACUUGGGGUCUGUGCCGAGCCUGGAGUCAUCUGUCGUUGACGGGCUUGUGUCACGCUACCUUAGCCAUCCAGACAGGAUGGACCUUGCGCGCCCAUUAUCUUCGAUUUUGCUUUCUGACCGCUCCGACGAAGCAGUUUCAGGGGAAAUGUUGGAGAUGAUUGGCUAUGACGAAAUAGAUUUAGCCAUGAGCAUAAUUUCACAACGACGGCCGUUUGGACAAAAGUUGCGUGAGAUCGAACUAGACACAAAACCGUCUUCUCAGGCCACUACUAAGCUCAAGCGUGGAAAGAAAGGUCGAGCUGAAGACGAGCCAGGCGAAAAGGUGUAUUUGACUCCUGAACAAGCUAAGCGCAAUAUGGAAGCUUCUCUAAGAGUUGGGACCAAUCAUCCACUUUUCACCCACACGGCGGGGCCUGAGGUACCCGUGUACCCCAAUGUAUUUGCUUCAAGUUCAAAUAACGGGACUAUACUCUCAUCGUUUGGAACGAAAUUCACACUUCCUAUUGGGACCACCCGUGAAGACGCAGAAGAAUGGGAGGAGGUCACAAUCCCUCCAGCAAACACGGUGCCUCCACGCAUGACUGAGCGUCUGAUCAGGAUUGCUGAUCUUGAUCCUCUUGCACGAGGCUCUUUCCCCGGAUACACAACCCUCAACAGGAUACAAUCCAUUGUUUUCUCCGCAGCCUACAACACCAAGGAGAAUCUCUUGAUAUGCGCACCUACUGGCGCAGGAAAAACAGACAUUGCCAUGCUCACCAUUCUACGAGUUUUAAAUGAAUACUCCAUCAAUGGACCUCGGGCGGCCGGUUCCUCAGCAGAAAGCAUACAUCGCGAUGACUUCAAGAUCAUAUACGUAGCCCCCAUGAAAGCUCUGGCGUCGGAAAUCGUCCGCAAACUCGGGAAAAGGCUUCAAUGGCUUUCAAUUCGUGUCAAAGAGCUAACAGGGGAUAUGCAAAUGACCCGAGCCGAAAUUGCUGAAACCCAAAUUAUCGUAACAACCCCAGAAAAAUGGGACGUUGUAACACGUAAACCAACUGGGGAAGGUGAACUGGCAUCAAAAGUCAAGCUCUUAAUAAUUGACGAGGUGCAUCUGUUGAAUGAGGACCGAGGUGCCACGAUCGAGACGAUUGUAGCUAGAACCCUCCGUCAGGUUGAAUCGACCCAAUCCUUUAUCCGAGUUGUGGGACUGAGCGCUACUCUGCCAAAUUACGUUGAUGUGGCCAAAUUCCUCCGUGUCUCACCAUAUACUGGACUAUUCUUCUUUGACUCAUCAUUCCGCCCGAUUCCUCUGGAGCAGCGUUUUCUUGGGAUCAAAGGCAAAGCAAACUCCCCUCAGUCACGCAGAAGCAUGGACAAAGCAGCAUUUACAAAAGUCUCAGAACUGAUCGAGCAAGGCCAUCAAGUUAUGGUCUUUGUUCAUGCGCGGAAGGAAACAGUCAAGGCUGCCCUAGCAUUAAAGGAGGCAGCGACAGUGGAGGGUAUCUCCGACGAUUUCAGCUCAAAAGAUCAUCCUCUAUUCGAGUUGUAUCGUCGAGAGAUUGGUGCUUCGAGGAACAAGGAGAUGAAAAUGCUUUUUGAUCACGGCUUCGGAAUUCAUCACGCUGGAAUGCUCCGUUCAGACCGCAACCUAAUGGAACGUAUGUUCGAGGCUCGCGUGAUCAAAGUCUUAUGUUGCACAGCAACCUUGGCUUGGGGCGUUAACCUUCCUGCUCAUGCUGUAAUAAUCAAGGGCACCCAGAUAUACGAUAGUGCUAAGGGGUCGUUUGUGGACUUGUCAGUCCUUGAUGUGCUCCAGAUAUUCGGACGCGCCGGCCGCCCAGGCUUUGAAACAAGUGGAGUUGGCUACAUUUGUACCACGCAUGAUAAGCUCGACCAUUAUUUGAAUGCCGUUACCGCUCAGCAUCCGAUUGAAUCCAAGUUUGUCGGGGGGAUGACCGAUGCCCUCAAUGCUGAGAUCUCUCUAGGGACCGUUUCAAGUAUCACUGACGCUGUACAGUGGGUUGGUUACACAUACCUUUUUGUCAGGAUGCGACGGAAUCCCACAGUGUACGGUAUCUCGUAUGAUGAAUUGAGAGAAGAUCCUGACCUCCUCAGUCGACGACACCACCUGAUCACCACUGCGGCCAAAAAAUUAUCCGGGGCAAACAUGGUCCAGUUCAACGAAUCCUCAGGAACGUUCUUAAUUAAAGAUCACGGAAGGAUCGCAGCAAAGUAUUAUAUCAGUCAUUCCACCAUCGGAAUUUUUAACAAGGAGUUGAGGCCCAUCAUGACGGAGGCUGAUGUCCUUGCGUUGCUUAGCAUGAGCACCGAGUUUGAUCAGAUCCAACUUCGAGAAUCUGAAUUGGAAGAGCUUCGAAGAUUAUUAGACGAGAUACCAUGCGAAGUUAAAGACGGUACUGACACCAGUAAAGGAAAAGUCAACAUCUUGCUUCAAGCACACGUUUCAGACCUACAUGUCGAAGAUUUUGCGCUGGUUUCAGAUACCGCAUACGUAGCUCAGAACGGCGGCCGGAUCAUACGAUCUCUGCUGGAGUUGGCACUUAGUAAGAAAUGGGCUAAUGUUUCAGCUGUCCUGGCGGCUCUAUGCAAAGCCGUUGAAAAGCAGAUAUGGUCGUUUGAAAACCCUAUGAAGCAAUUCAAGCUGCAUGCGGACCUCUUGCACAAUUUGAGGAGCCGAGCAAAUGACUUUACGCCUGCAGAACUGGCAACCAAAACAUCGGCUGAGCUUGGGCGGCUUCUUCACAUGAAUGACCGGCAUGGGGCUGCUCUUUUGAAAGCUGCAAAACAGUUCCCGUCUGCCGAGAUCACUUAUGCGCUCCGACCGCUGAGUCCUUGUCUACUCAAAAUAUCGGUUCGCAUCACACCGACUUUCGAGUGGAAUAAUAAACUCCACGGAGUCAGUGAACCGUUUUGGAUAUGGGUAGAAGACCAUUCCGGAGCAAACAUACUGCAGCACUCACAUCUUCAGUUUCGGCAAGGUGGUGGACCGCUAGAAGUUGAUUUCAUCCUUGGCAUAAACGAUCAGCCUCCACCUUCUGUCACUCUCCGAAUUCUGUCGGACACAUGGCUAGGAGCAGAGGAAGAGGUGCCUAUCUCGCUUGAGGACCUCAUAAUGCCGCAAACCGCGUUAAGCCACUUAGAACGAUUGGAGAUACCUUUCCUACCUUUUAGUGCAUUAAAUGAUGCUGAUUUGGAGAGGACGUACGGGUCCACUAUGCGGAGGUUCAAUUCUAUCCAAACUCGGUGCUUCUGGAGCUUAUACAGGAUGUCCCGGAACGUCAGUAUCUGUGGGCCGGUAUCCGGUGGGAAGUCGCUUUGUGGACACCUUGCGGUAUGGCGCAAUUUAUCAAAGUGCCCAACCAAACAUUCCAUUGUCGUCAUGCCAUCUGCCCACGAAGCAAGGGUCUUGGCUACAACUUUGCGCGAGCUCAGCCAUGAACUUAGAGUGGACGUUUUGACCUCAAAGGCAGGCGGGCGCCUGAUGGCUAGACCCAAGGCUGUAGUGAUUAUUACCCCUGGCGUCCUUCUUGCCUGCCUGGAUGAUCCAAAGAAUCGCGACUUCUUUCAAAACCUAUCGCUUGUGGUCUGUGAAAAUUUGGAACUACUUAACGACGAAUACGAGAUUGCGGUAUCUUUGCUACUUCACGUUACACAAUCGGUGCCGGUCAGAUUUGUCGCCAUUAGUGCCUCCCUUAACGAUCCACUUGACUUAUCGCGGUGGCUUCGAAUAAAGGCCGAAGAUAUAUUCAACUUUUCCCCCAACGACCGCGAUCAGUUGCUGCCCCCGCCAGAGUACCACCCUUCCCCCCUACGCCAUUCCCCAGCUUUGUUCAAGUCCAUGAUCCGACCAGUUCAUUCCAUUUUACGAUCUAACCGGGAGAAGAGCACCAUUGUCUUUGUGCCAUCACGAAGUCAAUGUCGCGUUAUAGCAAACGAUCUCCUAACUCGAAGUGCAGCGGAGAUGGAUACACGGGGAUUUCUUGGGAGUGAAACAGAUAUUCAGGACCUAGAAUUUCGCCUCACCAACAUUCGCGACCGAUCGCUAAUGGACGUGUUGUUGCAUGGAAUUGGGGUAUAUCAUCAAGGACAGCAUUCCACUGACCGGCUAGCUAUUCUUGAACUCUUCACAGAGGGUGCCAUCAGCGUCUUGAUUGUCCCCCAUGAUCUAUGCUGGACGCUCCCGGUGCAUGCUAAUGUCGUUAUUGCAAUGGGGACGCAGUAUUUGCAAAUCGAGGAUACGGAGAUAUCCAGGGGUCACCGACGCUUCAUCAACUAUCCCAUUCAAGAACUAGUACGCAUGCAAGGUCUCGCUGUACGAUCAGGGCAAAGUGGCGCUUUUCACCUUUUUUGCCAGGCGGAAGAGCGUGACACGUUCAUCCGCUACUUCGAAGACGGGCUGCCACUAGAGUCGACUCUACAUGGUUUGAAUGGUACGCCUUCCAAAGCCCUUAUGUCGUGGCUGGCUGGACGGAGAGCGAGCGGGUCGAUAAGAGGAAAGCAGGAUAUGAUGGACUUUUUAUCUUCUACGUUCUUGGCGAGGCGGAUAAGGAGCAAUCCGGUCUACUACGAUACUCGACCAGCACUGGUUGAAGAAAGACUGUCUUCAAUGGUUGGCGAGCUUUUCGAACAAACGGAGGUGACCCAGGCUUCGACGACACUUCCAGCGAUGGCCAGUUGAGUCUGAACCAUGUAGGUUCAGGAUCCAUUAAACUCCAAAGUGUUUGCAAAGCUAUCUAUGAUCAAUACGAAACCAUUUUUCGC